AUGACUGGAGAUUUAAACAUGGAUAAUCACAAAAUAAGGAACUUAAAUGAUGAGCCAACAAGUGGAAUUGAUGGAAUUAACAAAAAUUACGUUGAUUCUGUGGUGUCUCAUUCUCAUGUCAAACCAAGUCAUCAAAAAGACCAAUUAAGUUACUUAAUGUCAAAUGUAUUGCAAUGGACUGACUUGAUUGAUGGUGGAAAUAGUUUUAAUACGGCAAAAAUAGCAGAUUUAUCAAAUUUUCAAGGUAAUUUUCACUCCUACAAUCACAAGGUAAUUUAUACAACGAUUAUAAAAAAUUCUCAAGGCGGUUACAAGUACUAAAUUGGAAUUAAUUUUUACACUCUGUUUUUAAAUGCUGAUUAUACUCUUUGUAUUGAAAUACCGAACACUGUUUAUCAGUUUCUGUUGAUAGAGCAACAUCUCAAGGAUUAACAAUUGGAAAUGUUUCAGUGAAAAAAUUCAGUCAUAGAUAUCUUGAUUUGAAAAACAGUCCAGAGUUUAUGUACUAUCGCUGACUGAUAAUUCAUUUAAAACUGAAAACAGCAGCAUCACAUCCGUAUAAUUUUCUUCAUCUAUUCGUUGAUAUUCCUCAGGUUGGAAGUGAUUUGGGAGUUUAUCCACAAAACUGGACGAAAAAUUACGUAAUUGCUUACGGAAUCUUGGGACAAGUGUCAGAUGUUGAUACUGAUAAAGUUUACAACUAUCACACAUCAUUCAAUGUCGACAUUAAUGCAAAUCAAAAAAAGAUACUGAACAUUGUUCUGGACAGAAACAUUGAUAAUAGUGCUGCAACAGUAAAAAUGGUAGAGGAUAUUAUUCCUUUUACAAAAAACAAUUUGUACAGAGAAUUUUUUGAAGAAAUUUACGUCUUCAGUGACGUAAGAAAUUAUAAAAUUACAAUUGGGGCAUCAGGAGUUACUUUUACAGGAGUUAAUCCUAAUGUGUCAUUUCCAACAAAGGACUUGAGUGUUAUUUUACAUAAUGGACUAAGAGUAAAAAUUACGUUUUAAAUUUGGAUGCUGGUGUUGUGUUUGGUUGAAUAUAAAUGUUUCUAUUGAAGGUUAUAUGACUACUACCAAUAAAAUUGUAGAAUUAAAAUUUGAUAAAACAACAAAUAAAGUAAUAUUAAACAAUUUACCAUGAAUAUCCAUUACCAUACCAAAUUCAUUUAAUGGAAAAGAAGUUGUUUUAUGGUUAACAAAAUAUAGAAGUUCAAGUACAAAUAAUGAGACUAUAAAAGCGUCAAUAUCAAAUUAUUCAACAACCUUGACAUUAAGUUUACAUCAUAGUUUUGUAACACGUAAAGAUUUUUUUGAAAUUACAAGUGAAGAUAUCACCAUUGAAAAAAUUAUGUAUUCUCAAAACUUUUACGACUUUGACUCCGAGCAAUAUCACAAGAAAAGUUGAAUGGGUCUUAUGUAGUUUAAGAAUAAAUGAAAGACAUCUUUGAAUUCAAUCACAUAGAUAAAUCUCUUUCAGAAUCAGACAUCAAAACUCUCAAAGAUUUUUACAAGCAUUACUACAAGAAAUAUUGGUGUUUCAAAAAAUCUUACAAAAGAUCCAAACAUCUUGGUGAAACAAUCAUUAUCUCUGGAAUUUGUUUGAUGAUUAUUGGAACAAUAACUGGUGGAAUAACUUUGAAUCCCGUUAUUCCCUUUGUUGUAAACAGAGCUGGUAUUCUUGUCACUAAUUUUGGAAAAAUGAAAAAUUGCAAGAAAAAGAUAGAAAUGACAGAAAUCGCUUUU
This is a messenger RNA of Porites evermanni, 1745 nucleotides long. The record is from the annotation of a GenBank genome assembly. NCBI's taxonomy places the organism in Eukaryota, Metazoa, Cnidaria, Anthozoa, Scleractinia, Poritidae.